GUUUCACUCUUUGUUUCAUUCUGUUUAUAAUCCUAGAAAAAAACACUUAUCCAGUUUUGUUGCUAGUAUCAAUUCCAGGGAAAAAUUGAAAUUCUCUUACAGGCUUUCUAGAGGUUCAAGAAUCUAUUUAUUAAUGUCAACAAGCAGUAUGUUAUGAUAACCAAUUAAUCUAAUUAAAAUGGAUGAUGAUCCAUCGUCAUCAUUUACCCUUACCUGGGAGGAUGACACUGAAGAAGUCCAAACCGAAGAGGAAGUUAUCUCUGCAAUAGAAAAUGAAAUAAUUCCCACACAAUCUGAAGAAUUUCUUGGGGGUGUACCCGGGGACUUCAACCAGGAGGUUGUCGAGCCUGGGGAAUUAGUCGAAGAGGUUGUAGAAGAGGAGGUUAUUCAAGAACCCUCUUCAAGUCAAAAUACUUCGUUAACAGAACAAAAUGAUCCUGGAGUAAUGUAUUUACAAGAUGGCAACGUUUUGGUUAUGCACGAUGGAAACAACGAGGCAAGCUACACUCAAGAACAACUUAUGGAGGUCACUGAGGAAAUUAUUACUGAUCAAUGGGGUGAAAGUUGUCCGGAAGAAAUCAUAAUAGGAUCAGAAGAAGCGGUUGCAGACGGAGGUAUUCAAUGUAUGGCCGAAGAAGAUAUUCCGUUACCUACUGCCCAAGAUGAAUAUACGGCUGCCAGGCCGUAUCCAUGCGAUUUUUGCAGUAGGAGAUUUAGAAAAAAAGCGAACCUCAUGAACCACAUGGUGGCCCACCAGACCGACCGGCCCCACGGUUGUAACCUUUGCGGCCUCCGCUAUAUGAAAAAGUCCGAUUUAAUGAUUCAUCUUAAGAGUCACGCUUAUGUAUCCGAGGCAGACCCAUUAAAUGAUGAUAGUUUAUUGCUGGAGCGCACCUUUGAAAAACCGAAAAGGAAAAUGAAGGGCUUCGGAAAAGGGCGUAAGAAAAAACCGGCCAUUAAGGAGGAGUACGAGAGCAUGUUUACCACAUCGGAAACAGCCACCACCAGCGCUAACUUCGACUAUCAAGACGAAACGCAGGAAUAUAUGGAAAACGACCUGGAUAACCAGGAGUACUUAUCCGCCCAAGAAGACAUAAAAUACCCGGUGAUCGACCCUAAGAAGCCGUUCGUUUGUCAGCAUUGCGGCGUCGGUUUCGCGAGGGAAAAGGCGCUCGCCUCGCAUUCCAGAAUUCACGGGGGAGACAGUCCCUUCGAGUGUCAGAAGUGUGGAGAGAUGUUUUGGGAUAUUUCUCUUAUGCAGGAACAUACGAGAUCGAAACACGGCCCGGAACCGGAAUAUGACGAGGACGAAGACGGCGACUAUUCGGACUCCGGUGACACCCGAUUCGGGACGUUUUAUUGUCCCACCUGCGGUUUGUCCUUUCACCGACAGGACAACCUACGCAGACACCAGCGGAUCCAUAUCAAAGAGGAAUUUGUAAACGAGCAGUUCGGACAUAUUUGUAACGUGUGCGGAGAAUCGUUUCAGGAAGCUUUGGACCUAUUGGCUCACGCUGAAAUUCACGCUCGCGGUACCGAAUACAGAUGCAUGAUUUGCGGCGAACAGUGUCCCGACGAAACGUCUUUGGCUAAUCAUGUUCAAGGUGUCCACAAGAGUUUACCGCCGCACACCUGCGCCCUCUGCGGCCGCACCUGUAAAGACAGUCGGGCGCUGCUAAAACACUCGUGGGACCACUCGAAAGUGAAAUCGUUUGGUUGCACGAAAUGCUCCAAGACGUUUCAUAAUAAGGCCCGAUUGAAACGUCACAUGUUGUCACACAGAAAUAAGGUGGUUCAGUGCGACGUAUGCGGGGAGGAUUUUCCAGACGGUCGCAGUCUGAUGAAUCACAGGCACAGUCACAGCAGCGUCUCCGGCAGACAGUUUCCGUGUAAGGAGUGCGGAAAAACGUUUGGAUCGAGGAGUUCGCAACAGAUUCACGUUCGAAUUCAUACAGGUGAAAGACCGUACGGAUGUCGUUUCUGUUGGAAAGCGUUCGCGGACGGCGGCACCUUACGUAAACACGAACGGAUCCACACCGGCGAGAAACCGUACGCGUGCGCCGUCUGUCCCCGCGCCUUCAACCAAAGAGUGGUACUGCGGGAGCACAUCCGGUCCCACCAUUCCGGUCCGGACCCGAAAUACUCGCAGAGCAUGACGCCCUAUUGUUGCGCGGUCUGUUCCGACAUGUUCGCCACCUCGCAGGAUCUCAUCCUGCACCUGAUCCAUCACUGCGACAUGAACACGGCGAUGAAGAGGCAGCCGCAGGUGGGGCCGCGGAAGUACAAGAGACGCAGGAAGUUGAAGCCGCACGAGUUGGAGAUCAUCACGCAUCACGCGGGGGUCAUGGACGAGUCGGGUUACGGAGGACAGAUGAACCAAGAGGGGGAGGAGGAGGAGGAGGAAGAGGAGGAGGAGGAGGAGGUGGUGGAGCAAGAGUAUGAGGAAACGAUCAUGUGCGAGGAGGAUAAGGAGACCAGGAGGCGGAUGAGGAGUACUUCUGCUCGGACGUCUGUAUCGUCUCCGAAAACGAGUUUUAGCGAAUCAGUGUCGGAAAUGUACAGCGGCCUGACGACGAUGGAGGGUAACGUCGAGUCGUCGUCCUCAUCUUUGACCCAUUUGGGCAAAUCGCCCACGACGACGACGACGAAAAUCAAACUGCAAAAGAAGGGAAAAAGUGACGUGAAUGCCGCGAUCGUUGUACCCUCGCGGCCGAAGAUGAUUCACACGCAAAAGACGCGAGUCGCGGUUGACGACGGCCGGGUCAGGCACAAAACGAAAACUUUUGUCACCAGAACGCAACCGACCGAAAUUAAGUCUUCGACAGGCGAAAGAAUCAGACCGAGAACCAAAAACGUGAAUUAUCACAUUUUAAAUCCGGAAAAAUUUCCGCUCGCUACAUUUCCCACCUCGUCUGACCAACAGACUCAGGAGGCGGUCAACAGUCUGUUGAACGCGACCGCUUUACUAGAAGCCACCCCGCAAGAGGACGCCAAUGGGCAUUUGUACACCGAAGAGGUGAUUGAUCAGGCGCCGGAUGUCGCCGCAGAGCAAAUAGUCGAGAGUCAAACCAUCAGCGAGGAAGUACCGGUUCCUGUGGGUAUUAUUGCCGUAAGAACUCGAAGAAACAGCGGAAAAAAUUCUAAGAACGUUAUUGGGCCAGGUAGUAAAGUUAGGUUAGUAAAAGAAGGCAUGAUUGUCUCCAAACUGAAAAGAAACAGUGAGAGCCAACAGGAGCCCGAAUGUAUUUUGCCAGACGUGCAACAUUCGGAGAUUGUUAUCAAAGAGGAAUAUGUCCAUAGUCAGGUCGAAGAAACCGUUGAGCAUAACGUUAACGAAGAGCAACAUAUCGAACAUCAACAGCAGCAGGCGCAGGAGGAAAUGGAGGAGGAGGAGGCGGAGGAGGGCGAGGCCAAAGAAGGUCUACUCGAGCGACUGAAGGCGGAAAAGUUGGCCCAAUCGGUGGGGAGCGUGAUCAACGUGAAACAGGAGAUCAUGGAUCCGAGCGCCCUCCACGAGCUCGCGGAAAUUUCGAUGCGACACGCGAAGAAUUCGACGAAUUUGUACAAGUGCGAGAUGUGCGACGAAGUUUUCACGGAUAGGGGACAGUUGUUGGUCCACGUUCCCAUUCAUAUCUGAUCAAUCUGAUUCGUCGUAAAAGGACCAUAUAAGAAGGCUCCAAACAGUUAUUUUACUAUAAGUAUUCUAUAUUAUUCGAUUUAUUGGUAAAAAAAAAGUAAUUGUAAGAUUUUUAUUUUAUUAUGUAAUUUUAUUGUUUGUAAAUAUUUCGUAUUUUAUCAUUUGCCGAAUGCUACCUACGAUGAUGCUUUUGAUACAUUUAUGUUUUGUUUGUAAUUAUUUUAGUUACAAAUUAAUGUAUAUAGAGCGAUAGUCUUAAUUAAUGGGUUUAUGUUUCCGCUACCCUUCAUAUUAAAAGAAUUAACA
Messenger RNA from Anthonomus grandis grandis, 3943 nucleotides. RefSeq lists its product as uncharacterized. The record is from RefSeq and is a predicted model, not a curated record. Lineage: Eukaryota; Metazoa; Arthropoda; Insecta; Coleoptera; Curculionidae. The transcript is spliced from 19 exons. Bases 179 to 3637 code for a protein of 1152 amino acids.